Messenger RNA from Didymodactylos carnosus, 662 nucleotides. The record is from the annotation of a GenBank genome assembly. NCBI's taxonomy places the organism in Eukaryota, Metazoa, Rotifera, Eurotatoria, Philodinida, Philodinidae.
AUUUAAAGAAGAGGAUUAUAUUGAACUACGAACAGCAGCAUGUCGCGCAUUGGAUCCAACAUUGUCGGUGCUUUUAAAAGAAAAUAAGAUCUAUGAAGCGGAUUUAGUUUUAAAAUUAGUAAAACUUUUUAUUACAAAUAUUGAUGAUUUAGCUUGUUUAUUAUUAUCCGAACAACAAAUUGAUAAUGUAUCACCAGUUAUUUUAAGUCGUUUAAAACAUAAACUCGAAUGUCGUGGAAAAUUAUUAACACUUGGUUUUACCAAUGAAAAAACUCUCUUAGACAAGAUUACAACAAACUAUUCAACGUUAAAUUCAUUUAAAUCUAUGACAUAUAAACAACUAAGUGAAUAUUGUCGACAAAUAACGCAUGAUAAUCAUGCAGAAAUAUUAAAAAAUUUAUGGAUUAAAGACAACGAUUUGCAUAUGAAAAUUCAGAAAUAUAGUUUACCAUUAGGAAUUGUCGAUCAGUUUCUAAAACAUAAUAUUUGUACAGCUGAUUUAACAGAACAAAAUAUGCAAUUAAUAAUUUCUGAUUUUACUGCCGAAACAAAUGAUAAAGAUGAUAAGGUCUGUCGAAUAAAUCGUUUAAAAAACAAACUUGAAACGUUUGGAAAUUUGACAGUAGGGUAACUACGAUUCUGCUCCUGCUUCGUGAAUUUGG